This is a messenger RNA of Plectropomus leopardus (leopard coralgrouper), 4140 nucleotides long. RefSeq names its product homeodomain interacting protein kinase 1a (gene hipk1a). Gene Ontology annotation, molecular function: protein tyrosine kinase activity; ATP binding; protein serine/threonine kinase activity. Gene Ontology annotation, biological process: peptidyl-serine phosphorylation; peptidyl-threonine phosphorylation; intrinsic apoptotic signaling pathway in response to DNA damage by p53 class mediator. Lineage: Eukaryota; Metazoa; Chordata; Actinopteri; Perciformes; Serranidae. Gene Ontology annotation, cellular component: cytoplasm; PML body; nucleus. The record is from RefSeq and is a predicted model, not a curated record.
AGACGGACCGUGAUGAUGAAGAUGACGAUGAGGAUGAUGAUGGAGCUCUGUCUGCCCGGUCGACAGCGCGCAUUAUGAUGCUGUCUGACACCUCCGGUGACAUUAUGCACAUUUUGCUCGCUUCACGCGCGAUGUGACUGCGGAUUCGGGUCAGGUAUGACUCGGGAUGCUCGUAGCUAGCUAGCUUAGCCGUUAGCUCAGCGCUCCUCCACCCCGCCGCAGACGGAGAGCUCCGGCAGGCGGCUGACGGCUCCAGCUGCUCCCGCCGCAGCUCCGCACACAGCCCGGCGAGCAGAGCUCACGAUGAGGCCUUAAAUGUCAGAUCGGCGGCGGUGUGCUCGGUCAUCAAAUACAGACAUGGCGUCGCAGCUCCAGGUGUUCUCCUCUCCCUCCGUGUCCUCCAGUGCCUACUCUCGCUCAAAGAGGCUCAAAGUGGAGAACCCCUCCUGGGAUGUGUCCAACCAGCUGGGAGACAAUGGUUACUACCAGCAGAGCCCCACGCAGGGAGCUGCACCCUCCACUUCCGGCUCCAACUUCAACCCAGUGUACAACAACAACCAGGUGCACCCGCCGACAGCCGGCUCGCGGGAGCAGACGGUGGUGCGGGCAGCAGACAGCACAGGUAGCGUUCGUGGACCUCCCUCCUCCUCUUCUUCGUCCUCCUCCUCCAGCCGUCGUAUCAAGGACGCAGAGUCCUCCUCCCAGCCGUGCGACCUCUAUCACAAGCAGUACAGCCUGAAGAGGAAGAGCGAGGAGGUGGACAGCAGCGACAGCGUCCAGAUUCUGGAGGAGCUCUCCGCUCCCGUGGUCUCAAACCGCACCGGUGGUGGAGGGGGAACCACCACCGCUCAGUCCAUAGCACACUCCACGUCUACCACCAAGAGCAGCAACUCCCACAGCGAGGGCGACUACCAGCUGGUCCAGCAUGAGAUUCUGUGCUCCAUGUCCAACAGCUACGAGGUGCUCGAGUUCCUGGGACGCGGCACCUUCGGCCAGGUGGCGAAAUGCUGGAAGCGAGGCACAAACGAGAUAGUGGCGAUUAAGAUCCUAAAGAACCAUCCCUCUUACGCUCGGCAAGGUCAAAUUGAAGUGAGCAUCCUCAGCAGGCUGAGCACAGAGAACGCCGAUGAGUUCAACUUUGUCCGCUCGUACGAGUGUUUCCAGCACAAGAACCACACGUGCCUUGUGUUUGAGAUGCUGGAGCAGAACCUUUACGACUUCCUGAAGCACAGCAAGUUCAGCCCUCUGCUGCUCAAGUGCAUCCGGCCCAUCCUGCAGCAGGUGGCCACGGCGCUGAUGAAGCUGAAGAGCCUGGGCCUGAUCCACGCCGACCUGAAGCCCGAAAACAUCAUGUUGGUGGACCCUCUGAGGCAGCCGUACAGAGUCAAAGUCAUUGAUUUCGGUUCGGCCAGCCACGUGUCCAAAGCAGUGUGCUCCACCUACCUGCAGUCACGAUACUACAGAGCUCCAGAGAUCAUCCUCGGCCUUCCGUUCUGUGAGGCGAUCGACAUGUGGUCGUUGGGAUGUGUCAUCGCUGAGCUGUUUUUGGGAUGGCCCCUGUAUCCCGGGGCCUCCGAGUAUGAUCAGAUUCGUUACAUUUCGCAGACACAGGGCCUUCCUGCAGAGUACCUGCUGAGUGCAGGAACUAAAACCAGCCGCUUUUUCAACAGAGGCCCCGACUCCAGCUACCCCCUCUGGAGACUCAAAACUCCUGCAGAGCACGAGGCUGAGAUGGGCAUCAAGUCAAAGGAAGCAAGAAAAUACAUCUUCAACUGUCUGGAUGAUAUGAUGCAGGUGAACAUGACAAACCUGGAGGGGACUGACAUCUUAGCCGAGAAGGCUGACAGGCGGGAGUUCAUAGACCUGCUGAAGAAGAUGCUGACGCUCGACGCAGACAAACGGAUCACGCCCAUGAAGACGCUGAACCAUCCCUUUGUUACCAUGACGCACCUGCUGCACUUCCCUCACAGCUCACAUGUGAAGUCCUGCUUCCAAAAUAUGGAUAUAUGCAAACGCAGAUGCAGCGCCUUUGAGAAUGGAAAGAAUAUGUUUGCCAGCAACAACACCCCGAGUGCAGCCACCAACCUCACCGUCACCUUCAGCAGCCAACUAAACCAGCACAAUCAGAUGGCCUCUACAGGCGGCCAGUCCCUGUCCCUCAGCAGUAACGUCCCUCUGCUGAACUACCAGCCCGGCCUCUACCAGCAGGCCACCAUCAACAUCCCCGGCCUGACCCAGCAGGGCGUGCCGCUGCAGACCAGACCCACCCAGCUCUGCACCCAGACCGAGCCCUUCCAGCAGACCCUCAUAGUUUGCCCCCCCACCAUCCAGGGUCUUCAGACAUCCAGUAAGCCCUCUGCUUAUCCAGUGAGGAUGGACAACUCUGUUCCCUUAGUCCCUCAGAACCAGUCGUCCCAGUCUCUCCAUAUCCAGCCCGGCAUGCUGGCACAGGCCUCCUUCGACCCCCUGCUGGUCGGCAGUCUGUACGCCUCAGUGGCGGGAAUGCCGCCUUUAGGCAGCAGGGGUGCGAACCUCGGUGGUUUACUGGAUCAGAAUGCCUCCAUGCUGCAGGGCUGGCCAGCAGGCACACAGCAGAUCCUCAUCCCCUCCACAUGGCAGCAGAUGCCAGGAAUGGCCAUCCACAACCCGGGGCAGGCCGUGGUGCCCGACUCACCCAUGGGAGCCUCGAUCUCCGACAGUCAGCAAGCAUCUGGCUGGAGGGGUCGUCAUGGAAGCCAAUAUGAUGGCGUCGGCCAGCAGGACUCCGGGGCUGGCCGUCACGCCGCGUCUCAGAGCCACAACUCAGGGGCCACUCACUCGAGAUCCCAACAGGGCAAGAGGUCAAAGGCUCGACAUGCAGAGAGCAGAGCCAGGCCUGUGUCCUCGGCCACCACUGUCGUCCACAACACGUCUGCUUUUGCUGGUGACCAGUCUCAGCCCAUCGUCAUCUCCGACACGCCGAGCCCCGCCGUCAGCAUCAUCACCAUCCACAGCGACUCCGAAGACGAGGAUGACAGGAAGUUCCCGGCUGCCUGCUCUGGAACAAGCCAGAGGACCAACGUGAUCAGCUGUGUGACGGUGCACGACUCCCAUGACUCCGACUCCUCCACCAGCAGCCCCCUGAGCCCCAAGACCACCUCACAGCCCACCAAGUCUCUGGCCAUCAUCAUGCCGUCUGUGAAGAGCCAGCCGAGCGAGAGCACAACCCACAAAGCUCCAGCAGCUCCAGAUCAAGCUACGAGCGGCUCUGGAAAAUCCAAGAAAGCGCCGACUCAGCAGUCCAGUCGGACAGGAGAUUCCAACACUGAUCGCCAUCAACGGGCCACGUCCAGCCGAUCUCAGCCUCUGAACCUGAGUCAGGUCCAACAGUCUGUGAUGUCAUCAUCCCACGACCAAACAGGAAGCAGUACUUCCCUGAGGCGGCAGCCCACGUACCCCCCUCCCGUGUCCUCCCACUCAUCCUACCGGCUUCACGAGAACACGCUCUUCAGCUCAACGCCAAACCUGUACGCCUACCCGGCGUCCGCCGCGCUGGCCUCUGUGUCCCAAGCUGUGGACCAGAUGCAAGGCGGCUCGUCCCGCCACGGCAGGGCGAGCGGAGCUUACUCCUCCCUGGCGCUGCUGCAGAAGAACGGCAGCCUGGCCCUGGGAGGCUCCGCUCCGGGACAGUACGGCAGCCACCACCAACAGCAGCAGCCGCCGCAGCAGCAGCAGCAGCAGCAGCAGCAGCUGGGAGCGCAGCCUUUCCACCACGCCAGUGCUACUUACCAGCGAAAACUCAACCAGUAUCCCUACCUGUAAAGACUGAAGGGCUGCACGGAGACCAAAUGGAGACCGAGACUAGAGACGAGCACAAGCUCAUCACGGGUGGCUGUGAUUAGACUUUCCUUUACUGUCCAGUCCUUGUUUUUACAGCUUCCUCUGAUUAUUUUAGACGAAAUAAUCAUGGGACGUUUUUAUAUUUUAAUCACAGUCCGUUUCUUUUUUAAUCUUUUUCAACUUUAGUGUUUCUUUUUUGUCGCAGACGUCAGGUUAGCGGCGACAAACAGGGCAGUCUGUGGAUAUCUGAACUGUGACACAUUUCUCGUUGUGUUGGCUCUUUGCUUCACUUCGUUAGAUUUUAAAACGACACAGGAAGUA